AUGGGUGUCCCCAAAUUCUUCAGGUGGAUGAGCGAGCGGUAUCCGGCCAUAUCACAGCUGAUUGCGGAGAAUCGGAUACCAGAAUUCGAUUGUCUUUACCUAGACAUGAACGGAAUCAUCCACAACUGCACGCACAAAGACUCCGACGAUGCAACGUUCCGAAUGACCGAGGAACAAAUGUUUAUUGCAAUCUUCAAUUAUAUUGAGCAUUUGUAUGGGAAGAUCAAGCCAAAGCAGCUAUUCUUUAUGGCCAUUGAUGGCGUUGCGCCCAGAGCAAAGAUGAACCAACAGCGAGCCCGAAGAUUUCGAACUGCGCUAGAUGUUGAAAAUGCCAGAGAGAAGGCAAUUAAAGAAGGCAAGGAAAUGCCAAAGGAAGAAGCAUUUGAUAGCAAUUCCAUCACUCCAGGUACCGAGUUCAUGCAUAAAUUGACUCAACAGUUGAAAUAUUUCAUCAACAAGAAGGUGUCAGAGGAUGUCGAUUGGCAGGGCGUUGAAAUCGUGCUGUCCGGCCACGAGGUCCCGGGAGAGGGAGAACACAAGGUCAUGGAAUACAUUCGACUGGCAAAGGCGCAGCCCGAUUAUGACCCCAAUGUCCGACAUUGUCUUUACGGUCUUGAUGCCGAUUUGAUCAUGCUGGGGCUUUUGAGCCAUGAUCCCCAUUUCUGCCUGCUUCGAGAGGAGGUCACAUUUGGAAGACAGAGCAAGACGAAGUCGAAAGAGCUAGAACACCAAAAUUUCUAUCUCAUGCACCUUUGCAUUGUGCGGGAAUACUUGGAAUUGGAAUUCCAAGAAUUAAAAGAGGAUGGCGUACUGGGAUUUGCAUUUGAUCUCGAACGAGUCAUCGACGAUUUCAUACUGAUGGCGUUCUUUGUUGGAAACGAUUUCUUGCCCAACCUUCCUAAUUUACAUAUCAAUGAAGGGGCAUUGGCGCUGAUGUUCAAAAUUUACAAGACAGUUCUUCCAAAGGGUACUGGGUACAUCAACGAAGGAGGUGUUAUCAAUAUGGAGCGACUGGCUAUCUUGUUAGAAGAGCUUUCGCAUGUGGAAUAUCGCUUUUUCGAGAGUGAAAGCUCGGAUCAGAAAUGGUUCAGAUCGAAGCAGAUGGCUAAAGAGGAUGUCAUGGUGAAAGGCAAGACAAAGGGCAAGAUUACGAUGACAACUCCUCAGCGGGAAGUGUGGAAGCAGGUCAAGAAAUACGUCACUCGUCGCUCUGAUGAGCCUUUGAACCUCCCAGCGACUUUGUCUGCCGCAGAUCGGAAAUUUGUCCAGGAUCUGGCCGAGAGCCUGCACCUGGAAUGGAAGACGAUUGAGGACGAUCAAGGCGAUCGGCAUAUGCAGCUCUCCUUUCCUCCUAAGCUAGUUGGCGACGACGAAGAAGACGACGAGGAAGAUGAAGAAUCGCAGCUUGCAGUCCGGCGUGUUGUCAAGCAGUUUGACAGCGCUCAAACAAUCGACAUUACCAGAGCAGAAGCGCAAGCUGAGAUGGAUCGUCAAUACGAAGAGAAAUUUCAGGAAUGGAAGGACAAAUACUACGAAGGCAAAUUCGAGUGGACCCGGAAGAAUGAUACGGAGCUGACGAAAUUAUGCGAGAACUAUGUCCAAGGGCUCCAGUGGGUACUUUUCUACUAUUACAGAGGAGUUGCUUCUUGGCCAUGGUUCUACCAGUAUCAUUAUUCACCGAUGAUCUCAGAUGUCGUCAAAGGCUUGAAGGCAGAUGUCAACUUCAAGCUCGGACAGCCUUUCCAUCCGUAUGAACAGCUUAUGGGUGUGCUCCCUGACCGAAGUAAGAAGAUUGUGCCAGCUGUCUAUCAUGAUCUCAUGACGAACCCUAAUUCUCCGAUCAUUGACUUCUACCCUCGAGACUUCGAGCUGGAUAUGAACGGGAAGAAGAUGGAAUGGGAAGCUGUGGUCAAGAUUCCUUUUAUCGAAGAGGGCAGAUUGUUGGCUGCCAUGGCUCCAAAGAAUGCUCUCUUGAGUGAGGACGAGAAAUUCCGUAACGACUUUGGCGUGACACUGAAGUUCACCCAUGACCCGGACAUAUCAUUUACCUAUCCCUCUUCUCUUGUGGGCAUCUUCCCCGAUAUACCCAAUUGUCACUGCGUCGAGAACAUCUUUGAUCUCCCAACAAUCGAGGGCUUGGAGUAUCAUGUUGGCUUGAUGGAAGGUGUGAAAUUAGGGCAUGCCGCAUUGGCUGGCUUCCCUAGCUUGGCUACCAUCCCUUACAACGCAACUUUGGGAUUUCAUAGUGUCAAUGUCUUUCAGUCGGACAGCAAAAACGAAAGUAUGGUCGUCACGAUCGAAGACAGCGAAAACCGAACCAACGUCAAGACUGCCACAAUGAAAUUGGGCCAACGAGUGUUCGUGGGUUACCCUUUCUUGCAGGAGGGCAAGGUAGUCAAGGUUUCAGAUGAGCUAUUUGACUAUUUUCCUUCCAGUGACGGGUCGAAUCAGCCUUUACAACAACCCCAUGGCCCUCGAGAAAUCGAAGAUUUCCGCAAGAAGGCUGAUAGAAUCGAGAACAACUACAGCAAGCGUCUGGGUAUCAUUAUUGGCCCUGUCGAAUCAAUCACUCAUGUUGAGAUAUUGAAGGGUCUGAAAAAGACCGAUGAAGGAGCCAGCAUCAAGGAGUACGCUGUCAUCCCUGGAAUCGAAACUGAAUACGCAACUCAAGUCUGUGUGGACGAAGUUCUAAGCGAGGAUCAACGAUUCUUAGAGAAAGCAGCUGUUCCGAUUGAGGAGGAGUUUCCACCAGGCUCUCGGGCUUUCUUCUUAGGGGAAUUCAACUUCGGCAGGCCUCUUGAGAUAAUCAGCCACAAGGAUAACCGGGCAGAGAUCUGGCUUUCAACGAUCAAGGGAAAGGAAGUUGAAUUUGGGCGUAACAUUGUCAAUGGGCAUGGCUCCCAGACUCAUUACACGCCUUCGUUUGCUGUAGCAAAGAUGCUUGGUCUCCACCCUCUUGUUCUGAGCAAGAUCACAUCAUCGUUCACUAUUUCCGCUCUUGGCUUGGAUCGUCUUAAUCUUGGACUUAAUCUAAAGUUCGAGGCAAAAAAGCUGAAAGUCCUGGGCUAUUCUCAGCGCUGGGAAUUCAGCAAUAAAGCGAUUGAGCUACUAAGCAUCUACAUGACCAAGUUUCCUGAAUUCUUUGCCGGCAUCCAGCGCAAACCCCAGGGGAAUCAAUAUGAUGCAGAAGACUUCUAUCCAGCAGAAAUCGCCGGCGAAAAAAUCAAGGAGAUAGCGGCAUGGUUGAAGUCAAUCGAAUCCAAAAACUUUGAGAAAGUUCCCCUGGAUGCGGAGCAAUUAGAUUCAGAUGCCGUCAUGGCAAUCGAGAGAGCAGCCGAUGCAGCUUUAGCGGCCACCGGUGCUGCAGAACCUAGCGACUUUAAGAAACUCAAGGGGGUUCCUCGAAAUGCACUCAUGAAGCCUUCUGAUGCAGAGCAUCGUCUUGGGAACCAGAGGUUCGCGCUCGGUGAUCGUGUGGUUUAUGUCCAAGACUCUGGCCGCGUACCUAUUGCUACCCGUGGUACUGUUGUUGGUAUCUCGCGCACAGCACGCGCUAUCCUAUUGGACGUUGUAUUUGAUGUUACAUUCAUGAGCGGUACUACUCUAGGAGAACGCUGCACACCAUUCCGUGGCUCAACAAUUCCGAUCACGUCGGUUUUGAAUUUGACAAACAAGCAACUGAUCGCUGGUUCCAAGGCGGGUGCGGAAAAACAUCCCGCACCGGUUUCGACCCCCCUUGCCGCAAAUAGCGGUUACGGCACUCCCACAGGCCCCGGUGGUAGAGGACAGCUGCGCGAAUCCAAUGUGCCUGCGCCUUUGAGGGGCUCAUUCCGGGGUGCUGUUGCGGGCCAUAAUGGUUUCCGAGGAAAUGGUGUGUCCAGGGGCCGAGGAAGAGGCGGCUUAGGCUAUUCCGAUCAGAAUGCUAGCCCGGCAAUACAUAGCAGCAACAUGGCGAUUCGGGGCAAUCUCCAGAAUGGUACGAAUGGAGGUCGAGGUGGUGUUGGGGGAGGAUUCAGAGGUGGACGAGGAGGCGGGCCUGUUGGAUACAACGCGGUCCCUCCACCAUCGAGUCUAGAAGCUAGAGGACGUGGAAGAGGCCGAGGUGGUGGCCGUGCAAGGGGUGCCUUGAGAGGCAGAGGUAAUGCCGUGCAGCCUGUACAGGCCCAACAGACUUAG
Messenger RNA from Lachnellula hyalina, 4176 nucleotides. RefSeq names its product 5'-3' exoribonuclease (gene exo2). The coding region runs from base 1 to 4176 and encodes 1391 amino acids. The record is from RefSeq and is a predicted model, not a curated record. Gene Ontology annotation, cellular component: nucleus. Lineage: Eukaryota; Fungi; Ascomycota; Leotiomycetes; Helotiales; Lachnaceae. The transcript is spliced from 4 exons. Gene Ontology annotation, biological process: nuclear-transcribed mRNA catabolic process; rRNA catabolic process. Gene Ontology annotation, molecular function: 5'-3' RNA exonuclease activity; RNA binding.